This is a messenger RNA of Trichoplusia ni (cabbage looper), 4406 nucleotides long. RefSeq names its product vesicular glutamate transporter 1 (gene MFS9). Gene Ontology annotation, molecular function: transmembrane transporter activity. Gene Ontology annotation, biological process: monoatomic anion transport; transmembrane transport. Gene Ontology annotation, cellular component: plasma membrane. The transcript has 11 exons. The coding region runs from base 267 to 1790 and encodes 507 amino acids. NCBI's taxonomy places the organism in Eukaryota, Metazoa, Arthropoda, Insecta, Lepidoptera, Noctuidae. The record is from RefSeq and is a predicted model, not a curated record.
AACGAGAAACAAGUGGGGGGUGCAGACCGCCUGAGUGGGCGAUCUAAGUCGAUUGUCGUGUCAGUUCGCACAGUGAGAGGCGCGGGCGUCGAACGCUGACUUGCCGGCCUCCAAAUAUCAACCAGUUUAACCGACGUUCACCUUUGAACCUUAACAUAAAGGAAUUUCAACCUUACACCCAAAUUCCACAGUCGAAAUUCCUGUGACUCAGUUUAGUGUCGCCCAGUGAUUUAGUUGCCGAAACCAGUGUUUUCAGUGCUGUGAAAAUGAAUGAAGACAAUACUGUAUCGGACGACUUGAAAAGGCAAGCAGCAAUGUUCUAUAACAGCACACAAAGGGAACAAACGAAAGACUAUCAGAUGACAUGGUGCUUCUGGCGGCGGAGACGGCUGGUGGUGGCUCUGCUGGCGUUCUUCGGGUUCUUCAACGUGUACGCGCUACGGGUCAACCUGUCCGUCGCUGUGGUGGCCAUGACUGAACCAGUGGCCACGACCUUGGAUAAUGGGACUGUGGUAUAUAUCCCAGAGUUCGACUGGAGUUCUCAAACCAAAGGCCUGGUGCUGAGCUCGUUCUUCUACGGCUACCUCGUGACGCAGCUCCCAGGCGGCUGGCUCGCGGCUAAAAUAGGAGGUAACAGGGUGUUCGCGAUAGGUAUCGGAGCAACAUCACUGCUGACGUUAUUCACGCCACCUUUGGCCCAUACCAGCACAGCCCUGUUGAUAGCUGUCAGAGUCGUCGAGGGUUUGUUUGAGGGUGUAACAUACCCCUGCAUCCACGCAGUAUGGUCUCGCUGGGCGCCUGCCUCGGAGCGCGCGCGGCUGGCCACGUUCGCCUUCAGCGGCAGCUACGCCGGCACUGUGGUCUCCAUGCCCGUGUGCUCACUACUCACGCAGUACACCGGCUGGCCCGGGAUCUUUUAUGUGUUCGGUAUAAUGGGACUCGUGUGGACUACAAUAUGGUGGCUGGUCGUGAAGGAAUCCCCUGAGAAGGAUCCUCAUAUAACACCAGCUGAACUCAAGUACAUUCAGGAUUCCCGCGGCACGCAAGCAGUGGAAGGCUCCAAGAUCCGCCACCCUUGGUCUAAGAUGCUGAAGUCUGCUCCCGUCUGGGCCAUCGUGAUGGCACACUUUAGUGAGAACUGGGGAUUCUAUACACUACUCACUUUCUUGCCUACUUUUAUGCAAGACGUAUUUAAGUUCAAGACAUCACAGACCGGGUUCCUGGCGGCCGUCCCCUACCUUGCAAUGGCGAUAGUCCUGCAGGUAGCCGGCCACAUCGCUGACUGGCUGCUAAGACGCGGCGUCAUGUCCAGAACUAAUAUCAGAAAGCUGUUCAACUGCGGAGCUUUUCUAUCACAGACAAUAUUUAUGGUGGCAGCGGCGUAUGCAUCCACGGUAACCUGGUGUAUAGUGUACCUGACUAUUGCUGUUGGCCUCGGUGGCUUUGCUUGGUCUGGAUUCAGUGUGAACCACCUGGACAUAGCUCCGCCCCAUGCGAGCGUGUUGAUGGGGCUGUCCAACACCAUCGCCACGCUGCCCGGCAUCAUCAGCCCGCCGCUAGCCGGGUCCAUUGUUACUGACAAGUCGGCGGAGCAGUGGCGCUACGUGUUCUUCCUGUCGAGCGGCAUCUACCUGCUGGGCGCGGCCGUGUACGGCGCCUGGAGCUCGGCCGAGCUGCAGCCCUGGGUGCUGGAGCUGGACUCCGACGCCAGCUUCGACACGGACGGGGCCUCCGUCACCACCGCCAGGGGAUACGACAACAAGGCCCUGGACCAGAACUCAGAGAUGUGAAUGUGAUAUGUAGCUUAGGUAGUUAAGGUUAUAUUAUAUGCCCCUUUUAUUGGAAGGCUGGUUAAUUCAUUAUUUUGGAAAUAAGUACUAAUGAGCACAACAAUUUAAAAAACUACGUAUUUCAAGAAUACCAUUAAGAAAACAGGACGACACUAUAUAUAUUGAGACUGUCUCGCUUGCAAACGAUAACAGCCAGUCAAAGAUUUAGUAAUUCUCUUAGUUCUCCUUUGUUAGGUAACCUGUGAAAGUCAAAUGUUUAUUUGCAAAUUAGUGUCAAACUUCUGUAUUGAUCAGCCUUUUAAAAUCUGAGGAUUAGUAAUAUAAGUUUCAAAUUGAGAGACAUCGCUCACAUACACAAAACAUACAAUUAAAAUAAGUCACUGUAAUAGAAUUUGUACUGUAAAGAAUGGUCAAACAAUAUACGCACAAAGUAAGCUUGAAAAAAAAAGAUUUCAAUAGUAAACGUUAAGAAGAUAUAAUAGAGGUAGAAGGUUUGUAAGUAAAAUUUCUUGUAUUGACAUGCAAGUAGAUUUAAUUUUAUCAAACGUGUGUUGCUGUACUUUGGCUAAUGUUAUAAAUUUCUUUUGAUCUGAUAUUACUGUUUAUUUGGCAAACUGUACCUUGUGUCGAUCUCUUACGGUGUAAUAAUGCCUGGCAAGGGCUUACUCGACACUAGCUUAAGAUAAGGUUUAUUGUACCCAUAUUUACACUUGCCUUUAUGACAUAAGAGACUCAAUAUAAAUUGUUUAUUUUCUAUUUGCUAUAACUAAUAUCUGGAUCAUGUGGGAAUAGUCACCAUUAUUGAAUUAAGUGAAUCCGGAUUAUGAAAAUGUCUUUAUAGAACUGGCUACAACUACCUUUUAAGGUAGAUGAGCAGGUCCGAUCUUUCCUACAUCCUUUUGUACAUGUAAAUUCAAAGCACAAGUAGAGUUUUUUCAGAAGUAUGCCAUGCCAAAUCCAUGUUGUGUAACGGAUUGCUGCCAUACUUACAAGUCUCAACUAGGUAGGAAUAGGCCCCUGUAAGAAAAAAACAAACAGCUUUUAUAGAUUUAUUGAAUUUUCUUUUUCCGAUUUUGGUCUGUUUUAGUAUUACAGUACAGACUCUAUUACUGAUGCUCCUUUGUCCGUCCGUCUGUCCUUACAGACUGUAUGCCAUGUAUUGUACAAUUACUUAAUGUCUCAAUAUUGCAAUGCAUGAUCCAUAUCUGUAUCUAAAAUUUAUAGCAAAUAGACUAUAUACAAACGACGCCAUUUUUAUUAGAAUUAAGCUUUAAUAUGUUUGUCCGUCCACAAAUAUUUUAAUAAUUUCUUAUUAAUGUUGAAUAUUGUGUCUUUUUAAAAUAGUAAUGUAUAUUAAAUAUUAUUUAUACCUCGCAUACUUAAAUGAAUGUAUAUUUUGUAUUAUUUGUCGUUUGCUAAACUGUUAAUUGUUAAAAACGUUAAAAACCGUUUGAUAUCACUGUACAAUGGAUUCAGCAAAAAAUAACAACCUUAAGUAUAGAAGACAUAGGACUCAACCCAGAAUACGAAAAGGAACAAGUAGUCCUAUCUAUAGAUCUCUAAAAAGACCGUGUCCUGUACAUUCUGAUGAGAUAAAUAGCAACUGUUGAUAUUUCAAACAAUAUUCAUUCUAUUAAUUGUUUAUCCCCACACAACACACCACAACAAGUAAAUAUUGUCAAAGUAAAGAUAAGUAUUGAUUUGAAACAGUUUUAGGAAUACAAUAUAUAUAUCGGUAUAAUUGUUGUGUUGCACUGAAUAUAGUUUACUUCAAAAAGUUUUGCUUAUAUGCUUCAUAUGUUUUGGUAGUUAAAAAAACUAAUCAAUCUUAGCGUCUUUGUCUAAAAACUUAUUUUUAAAGGGCGAUUAAAAUCAAAAAUUAGACGGCAAUAAUCAUCACCAAAUAAAAUAUAUAAAUGUAAUUAAUUAGUCUCUAUUUUAUAUCUAAGUAAAGUCAUUAAAGAAACACACAAAGAUUUGGUAUCUGUAAUAUAAGAUUGUUCACCGUUUUUAGUACAUAAACAAAUGAAGUAUAAUAUAUUAUGUUUUGUGAUAGUUAGUUACCCUAAAGCUGUGUCUUAUGUAUGCUUAGUAACAGUUUAUUAGUAAGAAGAUUUUUUCUGAUAAUUUUCGCUCAUGAUUUGAUCAGAUUUCUAUAUGGACUAAGUGUAAUUAUGUGACUUUCUUGAGUAGUUAAGGAUUGUACUCAAUAGAUGGCGCUAUGGCCGCAUUCCUUUAGAAUUUGGUAUUAGACUCGACUAUCAUUAAAGUUGAAGAGACCUCAUGCAUUAAAUAAAUCAUUUUGGUCAUUAGCAUGUCUCACCUCUUCUGCGCAUUGACGAUAGCAAGCGAAAAUAAUUAAUUUUAAAGUGCAAACCGAAACACAAAUGCUGCUUGCUAAACAAGUUCCAACUUUAGUUAAUGCGCUUAUAGUUGACAAUUGAUCAUCACAUGACUAUAAAGUUAUAUCCUUAUUAUAGAACGACUACAGUAUUUAGUGUUAGACUUAAGUACGCAGAUCAUUGUUUCGUAUGUAUUGCUUUGAAUGCUGUGUUAUGAUUAUGAAUAUAUUUUGUACUGUAUGCUGUGUGAGAUUAUUAAAUAUUAUAGAAUCUU